UAAUAUCGUCUUUUUGGCCAAUAAACCUCCUUCAUUUUUCCUAUAUAACUGUAGCCACAGACUACACAAAAAAGCCAAUAAACUUGUUCUGUUUUCUUCUUCCUACUAGAAGCAAAUAAAAGAUGGUAAUAUUGCAUAAGGGCGUUUUGUCCACAAACAUGAAAGCAAGAAUAAUAGGUUCAGGAAAAGAAACCAUAAUUCUGGCACAUGGGUAUGGAGGAGACCAGUCUGUUUGGGAUAAAAUAUUGCCGAAACUCAUGUCUAAUUACCAGAUUCUCCUCUUUGACUGGAGCUUUUCUGGUGCUGUUAAAGAUCAAUGUCUUUUUGACUCUGAGAAAUACUCCUCCUAUGAAGCUUUUGCUGAUGACUUAAUAGCUCUCCUUGAUGACAUGAAGUUGGAUUCUUCUAUUUUUGUGGGUCACUCCAUGUCUGGCAUCAUUGGUUGCAUUGCUUCUGUCAAAAGACCGAAUCUCUUCAACAGGCUCAUCCUUGUUGCAUCUUCUCCCAGGUUCAUUAACUUGGAAGAUUAUGUAGGAGGUUUUGAAAUAGCAGAUAUAGAGCAGAUGUUUCAAAACAUUGAGGAGAACUACGGCGUUUGGAGUUCAGGCUUUGCUCGUAUAGCUGUGGAUCCAAGUGAUCCUCCCUCUGUUGAGAAAUUCGAGAAAUCUUUGAAAAGAAUGGGAGUCGAAGUUGCAUUGCCUUUAGCAAAAACAGUUUUUCUCAGUGAUUAUCGAGCCAUUCUUGAAAAGGUUGUCACCCCGUGUACCAUAAUUCAGUGUAAGAUUGAUUUUGCUGUUCCAAAUUCAGUUGCUACCUUCAUGCACACCAACAUCAAGGGAGAAUCAACGGUGGAGAUCAUCAACACUCGAGGCCAUUUCCCUCAGCUCACUGCUCAUGAAGAAUUCCUUAAUGUAAUUCAUAGAGUCUUAACUUCUUAGAUAAUUUCUUGCAUGCUUGUUUUUUUCUUUUUUGGUUUGUUUGUUUGUUUGUUGGCAGUGAAAGAAAAAGAUGAACUAAUGUUAAAAAAUGAUCAUUUGUGAGAUAAAGUAGUACUAGUAAUCUUGUUUUCA
Molecule: messenger RNA, 1070 nt
Organism: Nicotiana attenuata
Lineage: Eukaryota; Viridiplantae; Streptophyta; Magnoliopsida; Solanales; Solanaceae
Product: probable esterase KAI2
Exons: 2
Coding region: 123-938 (271 amino acids)
Source: RefSeq, a predicted model, not a curated record